AUGAAAUCUAGCGCUUUUUGUGUUGUCCUAGAGCUGAAUGAGUUUUUUUAUCUGGCAGCACUGCCCAAAAACCCUCUAUUAAGAAGUAACUUUCCUUUCAGUUUUAAACGCGUUCAGUUCCCAGUUACAGUGAGCGUGUGUUAUGCGAUGACCGUAAAUAAAGCGCAAGGUCAAACUUUACGCGUUGUAGGAGUGUACCUCAGUACUGACUGUUUUGCUCAUGGCCAACUCUAUGUUGCUUUUUCCCGCGUUAGUAGCCCCCGUAACCUUUUUGUGUACACCCCGGCUAAGCCUACUUCUAACGUCGUUUACACAGAAGCUCUAUCAUAA
This is a messenger RNA of Parnassius mnemosyne (clouded apollo), 330 nucleotides long. The record is from the annotation of a GenBank genome assembly. NCBI's taxonomy places the organism in Eukaryota, Metazoa, Arthropoda, Insecta, Lepidoptera, Papilionidae.